AUGCCUGUCUUCUGCGAACUUGAUACGGGUAAGGUACCUUUUACUAAAUCAAAAGUUUCGUAUCGGAAUCUCUCAGCGAUGAAUCUGGGAGCUGACCUCUCUAACUCUGAUCUCUAUAAAAACACUGAUAUGUUUGAUAAAAAUGAGCUUGCUAUAUGUUAUAACGAAAUCCUUGAAUCAGCCAUAAAUAAGCAUGCUCCGCUAAGAACUAAAACGAAUUUUUCACGACCCUAUGUACCUUGGUUUAACACUGAAGUAAAAUCUGCAAAAAGAGAGCAAAGACGAGCUGAACGAAAAUGGAGAAGAACUAAACAGCUUGAUGGUUUUGAAAUCUACGAAUCUAAGAAAAACUAUAUGAUAUUUGUAAUGAACCGUGUUCGGAAAAAAUUUUAUACAGAUUUUGUCCUGGAACAUAGUUCAGAUCAACGGAUAUUAUUUAACGCCGCUAAGUCUCUAUUUCAUCAGAAAAAUGAUCUUAAUUUUUCUGCAUAUGAAGACCAGAAUAUGUUAGCUAGUGAUAUUGGAGAAUUUUUUGUUCAGAAAAUUGAAAACAUUCGAAAUGAACUUGAUUUGUCAGAUUCGCACAACUGUGUCCUCGAUGAAUCUAUUGCGUUAAAUGCCUGCCUUGAUCCAUUUGAACAAUCAAGUGAAGAAGAUGUAAAAAAUUUGAUAACUAAAUCAAAUGGGAAAACUAGCUCAUUGGAUCCAAUGCCGACUUCGAUUGUCGUGCAGUGUCAAGAUGUUCUUCUUCCUGUACUUACAAGGAUGAUAAACAUGUCAUUAGAUUCUGGUGUUUUUCCCGACAAAUGGAAGGUAGCGGAUGUUCGUCCUCUACUUAAGAAAUGGAAUUUGGACACGUGCUUUUGA
Messenger RNA from Paramuricea clavata, 867 nucleotides. Lineage: Eukaryota; Metazoa; Cnidaria; Anthozoa; Malacalcyonacea; Plexauridae. The record is from the annotation of a GenBank genome assembly.